CCAUGUUGUCCAAAACGUCGCUCUGAUUGGCUGUUAAAGCUGUCCGUUUUAGGUCACUGAGCCACACAGGGCUCGCCAAGCCAAAUCAGGGACCGAAACUAGCGUUGGGGAAAGAGCACACAGAGCAAGUGGUGUGGUGUCAGCAGUGGCUCAGGCAGAGGGAGGAAUCAAGUGGGAUACGCGUUGGGCUGUGUUAUAUCGUUCGGCUUUCGGGAUACUUUCAUUUCCUCUCAGAAGUUGGAAUGGCUGCCAACAACGAUAUGAGACGAGUUGUACGGCAGAGCAAAUUCCGUCACGUCUUUGGCCAGGCGGUGAAAAAUGACCAAUGCUAUGAUGAUAUCCGGGUGUCAAGGGUCACAUGGGACAGCUCCUUCUGUGCAGUCAACCCCAAGUUUGUUGCCUUAAUUAUUGAGGCAAGUGGUGGCGGAGCUUUCCUCGUUCUCCCUCUUCACAAGACGGGACGCAUUGACAAAGCCUACCCCACAGUGUGUGGUCACACAGGGCCGGUGUUAGACAUUGACUGGUGCCCUCACAAUGAUCAUGUCAUCGCCAGCGGCUCUGAGGACUGCACAGUGAUGGUGUGGCAAAUCCCUGAGAAUGGCCUUGUCACUUCCAUGUCUGAGCCAUUGGUGGUCCUGGAGGGCCACUCCAAGCGCGUUGGCAUCAUCACAUGGCACCCGACAGCACGCAACGUCCUUCUUAGUGCAGGUUGUGACAACCAGAUCUACAUCUGGAACGUGGGCACAGGAGAGGCUAUGAUCCGCCUGGAGGACAUGCACCCUGAUGUCAUUUUCAACGUGACCUGGAACCGCAACGGCAGCCUUAUCUGCACUGCCUGCAAGGACAAGACCAUCCGUGUCAUCGAUCCCCGCAAGGAGGCGAUUGUUGCUGAGAAGGAGAAGGCACAUGAGGGCGCCCGACCCAUGAGGGCCAUUUUCCUGGCUGAUGGCAACGUCCUGACCACAGGCUUCAGUCGCAUGAGUGAGAGACAGCUCGCCCUCUGGAACACGGAUAACAUGGAGGAGCCCAUGACUGUUAAUGAAAUGGACACCAGCAACGGCGUGCUCUUGCCCUUCUAUGACCCAGACACCAGCAUUGUUUACCUCUGUGGGAAGGGUGACAGCAGCAUCCGUUACUUUGAAAUCACAGACGAGGCUCCGUAUGUUCACUUCCUCAGCACCUUUGCCACAAAGGAGCCCCAGAGGGGCAUGGGCUACAUGCCCAAGAGGGGACUUGAUGUCAAUAAGUGCGAAAUUGCGAGGUUCUAUAAACUGCAUGAAAGGAAGUGUGAGCCCAUCGUGAUGACUGUACCAAGAAAGUCGGACCUGUUCCAGGACGAUUUGUACCCAGACACAUCUGGACCAGACCCUGCACUGGAGGCCGAGGAGUGGUUUGAUGGCAAGAAUGGAGACCCCAUCCUCAUCUCCCUCAAGAAUGGCUACGUCCAGGGCAAGCACCGCGAAUUCAAGGUGGUCAAAAAGAACAUUUUGGACAGCAAGGUGACCAAGAACUCAGAGAACUCAAGCCCUGCCAACAAGUCUGCCUCCCCAACUCCAGUGAUUAAAUCUGAAGCCAAGCUGGAGGAGAUCUUGAAAGAAAUCAAAUCCCUCAAGGACCUGGUCAGCAGUCAGGAGAAGCGAAUCAUCAAACUUGAAGAUCAAAUGUCCAAAAUUGCCAUAUAGCGACCCUGUACCCGAACCGCUACAAUUCAGGACGUUCCAUUGGCUGGGGGGUGGGCGGGGCCAGUCACUGCCUAUCACAAUGACAGUGUUUUGUCUGAGGGCCUGCCUAGCAAUGACCCCUAGCAACAUUCCAGAUGAACUUUUUCUUAGCCAGCCCCCGACCCUCAGUUUAACACAGGUGGAAAAAGGACAAAUUUAGCAGAAAAUACUCUUUGGUUUUUGGUGACAAAGGACUCCAUUCCUUUUGUGUGGCAGUUUUUAUUUUGUCUCCUUGUAUGAAACGUUUUUUUGCAUUUUCCUUUGCAUUUUUAAAAGUACAGUAUGACCAAUACAAUUCCAAUAUCAAUAGUCCACAUUUGCCAUCAGAUUUCCCAAUUUCAGUUUUAAGUAGGUAUCAGUGUUUCAUGUUACUAUAAGCCAAAAUUAUAAUGUUGCCAAAUUUCACCAUUUGUUUACACCUCCUUAACAGUAUUUCUUUCUCUCUUUGCUGGAAGAGUCAAAAUGCAAACAGGGACCCUCUGUGCAGUAGUUAUGUAAGGAGGUCAAUAAUAAUUCACUAUGAAAUCAAAAUCAUUGAAAUAAGUUGGAUGGCUAGGGAGAUUGACAUCUCAAACCGUAAGUAGGAGCAAAAACAAAUUAGAUUGAAGUCCCAUUUAGCUGCCACAGUCUACACCAAGCACUCAGACCAUACAUGUAUGACAAUUUUCCGCCAUCUGUGUUGAAUCUGCACAAAUUUACUCUUGCUUUCUGCCUUUCCUUCUCAUUCCUGACACUUCUCGUCUUUCUUACUGUGGACAAUAGUCCACAUAAACACGCAUUCCUUUCUGUCUUGCUUCAUUAACAUGCACUGUGUGCUAAAUGGAAAAAUGACAGACACAUUCCAUAAAUCUCAUUGGCAGUUCUUGAUUUCAGGAAAUACCUCUUUCUAAAAAGUUCCUCCUUCUGCGAACGCUCUACUGUAGUGACUCGGUUGCACUGGUGGGUUGUUAUAGUGACAUCUAUGUGCUGCCCAUGAAAAGACCAAAUUUGUUGAUUUUCAACCUCAGCUGUGCUUUGUUUGUGUGAGAGGCCCAUUCCCCGACAUCUGUGUUCAGUUCCCACGGGCUUCACUCAUCUCACAAGUACAGUCAAGUGUAAUGGGAUUAUUUCCAUGUCACUGCUCCUUUGCAUUACAUGCCAUCUCAGACCUGUAUUUUUUUUUUACAAACUAAGCAGGAAUUGACAUGAGAUGACACCAAGUAAUCACAUUAUCUUGACUAUUUAAAACCUUCUGGUGAUGAAACUGGAGAUGGCUACAGAAACUGUUCAUGAUAGAUCUUAAAGGCCUAGAUUGUGUGUGAAUAUGUGCCUCAUGUCUUUGGUCUUUUGGGUACCUGUCAAUAUGGAUGUUCUUGCUUUGUUUCUUUUUGGGGGGGAAGGGGAUGUCCAAGACUUGCCUCUAACUUGGAUAAAUUAAAUAGUUGGCUUAUUGCUUCAAAUUUAAUUUUAGCCUGUUUUUGUUUCAGCUGUGCUUAUAUCCCUCUAAGUACUUCCACUUUUUAUGUUUUUUUUCCCCCCAGAUGCCCCUGCUCAGUAUAGUUAUCACAAAAUUAAGGAACCAUUCAACUGUCCGGUCUGAGAUGUUUUGAUCUGACAGACUCUCGUGUUUUCGUUUUGUUUUCCAGUGAGAAGCUGAGACGGGUAGUAGUUCAGUCUGUUUGCCUUUAAUAUUCGUUACCACUGUAAAGACCUGGAAGUGCCAUAGAGGUGACCAUGGAAGUGUUUGUAGCGGGGUGUUGUGAGAAUAGAUUGGUGUAGUAAAUGGAAGAGUCAACAGGUGCCCAGAUUUAAAACCACUUUAAGGUGCUAUACUCGGUACAAACACUAUGUUGCAAGGACCCUGCUCUUAAAGUACUGCGUCAGCCACCUGAAGGACGUCAUGAAGUCCUGUCGAUCCAUACCACAAUACACCAGGCAGCAUUAGUGGUCAGGGUUUGUAAGUAAGCUAUGUGCCCCUGACAUUUUUGACACUUUCACCUUCGUACGGGUAUUCAAAACAUCUUCAAAAAUGAUGUCAAACUGAGAAGCUGUCAGCUGCCCUUUGAGUCAUCGUGGCUUCGAGAUGCAAUUAGAGCAGUAAGUCGUAGAAUAUUAGUGACGGGAAAUCUGGAAGAGUGCUACAGAAAUGUGUGUCUGACACAAAUGAUACUGCCCUAUCUUGUAGAUCAGACGGCCACUCAGAGGAUUCUUUAUAGCACUGUUGGCAUGAGAGGAGUUUUGAGGAGUAGUGAAUAGAGAUCCAAAGGGACACUGUAGGUUGGAGAAAUGUGCAGAUGUAUGUUUGUAAUUUAGGUCUAGAAAACUGAGUGAAAGCUGCGUAAAAAAACGACCAUAUUUUCUGUAUUUUUAAAAAAGUUUUAUUUCCUUUUUGUUCCGUGGUUGUGCUGAAGAGGGUAUUUGUGUGGGAGGUGGGUUUUAAAUGUUUCCCUUUUGUCUGUGUUCCCUGCACCUUGCUAUAAUGCAUAAUGAGAAAAGCAGAUCGGGGGUCAUGAAUAAAAGAAAGAAUCUGACAAACGAACCAGGAUUAAGCCUCGCGUUGGUCUGCUCAGCAAUUUUGUUCAUUAUUCUUGCUUCAAGUAUCAAACAUUGAUUAUAAGAAAAAUAAUAAACAAUUUUUAAAAUGGC
Messenger RNA from Etheostoma cragini (Arkansas darter), 4346 nucleotides. RefSeq names its product coronin, actin binding protein, 1Ca (gene coro1ca). Gene Ontology annotation, molecular function: actin filament binding. Gene Ontology annotation, biological process: neural crest cell migration; actin filament organization. The record is from RefSeq and is a predicted model, not a curated record. Lineage: Eukaryota; Metazoa; Chordata; Actinopteri; Perciformes; Percidae. The transcript has 12 exons. The coding region runs from base 243 to 1682 and encodes 479 amino acids.